UUGCUUAACACAUCAAGAAGUCCACACCCAAAGAGGAAUCAGAUUUAAGGUCAGAAAUCUUACUCUGACACUUUACAGCUUAUAAUUUAUAUUAUAUUAUUAUUAUUAAAAAAAAAGUUAUAAGUGUGUGAUUUGUGGACGAGUGAAAAUGUCAGAGAACGUGGACCCUUUUCACUGUGAUGAUGUGUUUCCAAAGUUUAACAACAUCAUACAGUUUUUCCUAUUGCAAAUUUUUAUGUAAUGUUGUAACAGUUGACUGGAACAAACUAACCUACAGCGGUUACAUGAACCAAGCUAGACCCAAGGAGCAAAGGCAACAUGAGGGCUACUUACAGUAUAUCAAACAAUAGGGGGUCACAUGACAUAAACCAACCAAAGAAAUCCUGACACAUACAAAGGAACCAACGAGAACAAGACACAUAAACCAAACAACCAAUAGCAGGAUCACAUUAGGGCAAGGGAAACACAUGACACGACAGGAACCAUGACUAUGAACAAAACAUUUAUAAGACAGCACUUUGUGUUAUAUUACUUUACAUUAAAUUAUAGAAACUUAGUUAACCUAAUACUACUGUAUGACUGUUUUAUAAUACAACAACUGAUGGCAAAUUUGACAUCUUUCUGUCUGUAAUCAAUGUCUCAAUGUUUUUUUCCUAUUUUGGAUAGGAAUCAGUUAAACACUAUCUUUAAUUUUUUUUUUUCUUUCUCUAUUGGAAACACACUACACUAAAUGAAGGCACAAACUGAUCAAAUGUAAACCUUCAAUGCAAUUUAUCACUUUUUAGAUAAAAAUAUCUGUCAAUUGUAAAAUGCCUUUAUUACUUUCAGGAUACCAUGAAAGUCUCAAUAAUUAACUCGCAAUUGAAUGAAUGCAAAACAAAAAGUUCCUACCCUCCAUCACUCUGUGUUUUGACAGAACUUACUAAGUUAAGGAUCUUUGGUCUGUAAUAGAUGGCUACACAGAACAUAAACUUCAUCACCUGGAAUGUUAAUGGACUUAAAACAGAGAGCAAAAAUUUCAAGAACUACAAAAUGCAGACAUUGCUUUCUUACAGGAGGCACACAUCGAAACAUAAGACGAACAUAUAGAAGACUAUAAAGAUGAAUGGCAUAUUUUCUACACAAAGUACACCUCCUCCAGCAAGGGAACAGCCAUACUAGUGAGGAAGAGACCAGAUUAUGAACACACUGACCAUGUAUGCAGUUGUUACUCUGCUGGACUCAGAUGAGGUGAUGGUGGCACCAUCACAUUGGUUGAUCCUAGACAAGAAACAAUGUUACUGGCCCCCAUUCAAAUCAACAGAGAAGUGCAUGGAAGCUGUUCAGAACAGAAUUACAGCUGAAACAGGAGGGAAACCAUGGGAUAAAUUAAAUAUUAGCUUUCACAAAGAAUAUGUUACUUUCGAUAAGGCAAAAGAGGGGCAAAAAGAAGUUAAAGAAAAGAAAGAACGGUCAUUUCUACUAGCCACUGGAUUCUCUGGAAUGCUAAAAAGACAAAGACUUGAAAGCACUCAAGAAAUGUUAAAACAUCAACAUCCUCUUGCACCAACUGCAUCUACAUCCAGAAUGUCAGCUGAUGACAAGAAUGAGCUCCUCCAAAUGAUGAGAGACAUCAAGUUCACAGUUCAAGAUAACAAUGUUAUGUUAAAGAAACUACUCAAAGACAAUACAGUUCCUGAGGUCCCCAGCAGUACCAGCAUUCCUUCUAAAGACGAUGAAACAAACCUAAAUCUGCCUCUUAGAACCCUUGAAGAUGUGGCCAGGAUUGAAAGAGAGCUCAACGAUGCAACAACACGCCAAAAAUAUGUAAAAUAUCUGUCAAGGAUUAGAGGUUUUGGGCAAAAGGACGUGAUGAAGAAUAUUAUGCACAAAGUCCUGUUAGACGAUCUGGCUAUACAGUUUAACUGGCAGGGGAGAGGAGAUAAAAAGCCCUUUGCUAAGCUUAUUUUAACAGAUGUGAUCAGAGAUGCUGCAUCAAAACAAAGUCUCAUGAGGGAAGACUGUGAUACUGAAAUAAAAAAUUAUUUGUGGUCUAUAGCUGAUCGAAUCGGUCGGAGGAGACCAAGAGAUUAUGGAGCACCUUCAGGUAUGACCUUUCCCACACCGCUGGACAGUGUCUUCCAGUCAGAGAUUGGAAUGUAUUUUACUGAUGAAUGAGUUUUAGUUCAUGUAAGCUUAACUGCCUUUACAUUAGACAUUAAUUUUGUGAAAAUAAUGUGUGCACUAAUUGAGCUUGCCACUGUGUACUUCAUAUAUUGGCUCUUGAGAAAAUGCUUAUAAUACUGUUAAUUUUUAAUCAGUGUAAAUGUAUAUGGUUAGGGUUAGGCUAGGGCUUUUAUAUUGUUGUAAGAUAAGAUAAGAUCCAUCAACAUUUAGCUGACUGGAAGAAAUAAUGAAAUACUGUGGUAUCACUGCAUGCAUGGACAGGUUUUCAGUUGUGGCAUUAUAGUAGUGGCUUUAUUUGCCUGAUCCAAUGAGGUUCCUUUCCUCAAUAUCAAAUACUCAAAUGCAAUUAGUUAUGGUGUUCAAUCCAUAGGCUAUUUCUUCCUUUUCAAUGUAACAUAAAUAAAAUGUAAUGAUUUCAUUCAAAAUAAACCAUACCUGCACAUAACAUUUAUCUUGAUUUUGCCUUUUUUUUUUUUUUUUUUGCUCUUACAAUAGUCUUAGUGAAAUUCUAGUGACAAAAAUGAGAUGACAAAAGAUGACAAAAAUAUUACUAUUGGAUAUCAUUGCAGUAGGGGAAUCUUCAACUGAUGCACAACUGCACGGGGAAUUAACUUUUCUUUUACUACGGGGCCGUUGAAUGCUUGAAUCUGAUUGGCUGACGAACGUUGUAAGGUGUGCAAUUAUUUUCAAGGAAACGCACGGCGAACGUAGUUCCAGGCAGGUCUUGACCGCAUUACAUUACCAUAUCACUUCGCCAAAUGAUUUCUGUUAUUUCAAAGGUCUUUCAACAGAAAAAUAACCAAACCCCACAACACACUGGCCAAACAAAUAAAUAUAGUAAACAAAAGGAUAAAAACGACAGAUCACGUCCAUGUUUUUGCCACAAAAUUAGGCUUUAUUAUGUACAGAAAGCACAUACUCUAUCUCUCCCGCUCUCUCUCCCUCACAGACCGCAUACAUAACAGUUACAGUUUACACACAUACUAACAUACAUCGCGCUAAUGUUGUUAGCGCUACUCUGACGAUUUUAUCAGUAAACAAAUUAAAAACUACAUGAUUUCUCACAAGCGAGGUAACAACAUCGGUGCUGUUCGUGAACAAAAGGAACUAAGUUUCACUAUAACUAGACAUUGCUGCCGAACACUAUUGCAGGUAAUUCUCUCUCUCUCUCUCUCUCUCUCUCUCUCAUAACUUAGUUAUUAACUGUAUGAACUGCAUUAUUAGUCUGUUAUCAACGUUUCAAGCCUCCGUUACUAGGUUUAAAAUGACGUUUUGGAAUUAGCAACAGAGGCCUUGGAUGAGAUGGGGAAGAAAUAAUCCUACUCACAAUAGCGAUUUAAGUAGAAAUAAGUUACCGGACGAAUGCCUUGAAAUAUAUCAUCCGAUCGAUGAGGUGUGGCAACCGUAGUAUAAGCUGAAUAAUUGACUUCGGUCCGUUGGAAUUAAGCAAAAAAUUAAAAAAUUAAGAGUUAUAUAAGUAAUAUAAGUAACACUUAUGUGAAUGUAUGUGGCGUUGUACAGUACAUAGAGACGGCGGCGCCAGAACUGCAGCUGAUAGAAAGUACGAUACUACGAUAUUUCUUCAAAAAAGCAGAUCGUGGAGACAUUUUUAUAGUCCACGAUCAAAAAUCUCUCAUAUCGAACACCCCUACCCUCGGCAGAAAUCGCAGACUGGGGCACCGGACCGCAAGGUAGUGAUGGGUCGUUCUUGAACGAUUCGUUCUUUUUGAACGAAUCUUUAAUGUGACUCGGGAAGAACGAGUCGACUCGGAGAGUGAUUCGUUCAGUCGCGCAUGCGCAACAUCCUAUAGGUUCUGCACUGAAUUAGUUCACCUGUUUUGAGUCGUUCGUUCAUCACGUGACAGCCCCAUAAGCGUAACCAGUCAGAGCCGGAAAGAGAAUUGAUUAGUUCGUAUCCCCAGUCUUCCGGUUUGAGGCAUUCGUUCAUCACGUGACAGCCCCAUACGCGUAACCUAUGCAGUCUGAGGCACUAGCAUAGCCAGAAAUGUUUAAGUGGGUGGGCCUACAUAAAACUGGCUGGGCCAAGUGUCUAGCUUAUGAAAACUGCAUGUCAAAUUGCCAACAAAGAAUACAGCACCAAGGUUCAUUACACAGUACUUCUAAAGCAAGCUUUAACAUUAGUAAUUUGUUAUGUUAAUGCUCAUUUCAAAAUGUACUAAUAGGACAUUAUUAAAAUUAAAAGUUGUAUCAAGUUAACAAGUUGUAAGUUGUUAACGUUUGCCUGAGCUAAGGUUAACAAAGAUAAAUAAACACGGUAACAAAUGUCUUGCUAAUCCUUUCCACAAAGGACGCAUCUGUUUAGCGGAUCAAACACUGUACCUAUGCUAAUAUGAUGUUUCAAACACGCUUGGUUCAGAAGUUUCCGAUCGAUAAAUCCAGCACCCUCAGGUGGUCUGUCGGGUUUCAUUUGUAGA
Messenger RNA from Onychostoma macrolepis, 4601 nucleotides. RefSeq lists its product as uncharacterized. The record is from RefSeq and is a predicted model, not a curated record. The transcript is spliced from 8 exons. Bases 1180 to 2157 code for a protein of 325 amino acids. NCBI's taxonomy places the organism in Eukaryota, Metazoa, Chordata, Actinopteri, Cypriniformes, Cyprinidae.